Molecule: messenger RNA, 5158 nt
Organism: Pectinophora gossypiella (pink bollworm)
Lineage: Eukaryota; Metazoa; Arthropoda; Insecta; Lepidoptera; Gelechiidae
Exons: 25
Coding region: 182-4501 (1439 amino acids)
Cellular component (GO): membrane
Molecular function (GO): G protein-coupled receptor activity
Source: RefSeq, a predicted model, not a curated record
GAUAACCAGUACCCCGGCGUUCGCCGUAGCGGUUGGACGUGUUUUCUGUGUCGGUCUGUGUCGCGCCCGCGAGUGAAAAUGACAUUACGAUGUUAAGUGCCGCGUAUAAUUUCAAGUGUUUUUGUGAGUGCGUUCUAGUGUUUACAGUUUAGCCGCGGAUUACAUCAAAUUCAACGCUAAAAUGUUAACAAUGCAGCGAUUGCUUACCAUCACGCUGAUGACCACCAUGGCGGCAGACGUAUACACCCAGGAAGACCGGGAGCACCAGGGCCCACAAACCUGCGGGGGCCGCCUCAAGGGCCCAGUGGGGGUCAUCCAGACCCCCAACUUCCCAAACCCGUUCCCGGUCCCGAUAAAAUGCCGCUGGAUCAUCGAGCAUGACAUUGUCAACGGGACCAUAUCGAUAUAUUUCACUCAGCAGUACACGACCAGUGGGCUGACCUUCACAGAGUAUAUGUACUAUGAUGAGUCGUACAAACUGGGUGAGAGGAAGGCUCUCACCGUCACCGAGGAGAACAUCACCAGGAUCAAGUGGUUGCAGGUCCAAAGUCCAGUCCUAGUCGUGGAGCUGUCUCUAAACAGACUGGAGGGGACACAACUCAGGGCUCUAGGGCUCCUGUCAGUGUUUGGCUUCAACGUGACGUACGCCGUGCGGGGGCCCAACGAGGCCCCGGGGCCCCCUUCCUGCAGCGCUAUAGAGUGUCGGCUGCUGGGACACUGCUACGCUCGUCAGGAUUAUCAGGAGUUUUUCUGCUCGUGUUUCGAGGGCUACUCGGGCAGCGAUUGCGGCGUGGGCCCCCUCUGCCCGCGAACCUCCAACAUGUGCAAGAACGGCGGCACCUGCAGACAGAUGGGCCCGGCGGCAGUAAGCUGUAUCUGUGCUCCCGGGUACACGGGAGAUCUCUGCGAGGCGCAAGUAGCUGCUCCUGAAUGUGGAAUAGAAGAAUGCUCAGGUUGCAAAGAUGGAAGUUGUGAAUGCAACCCGAAAGACAGCGACGCUUCAUCGGCGCGUUUUGAAACAAGACUGCAAAUAGUGGACCAACCAAAUAUGAACAUAUCUCAAGAAAUUGUCAAACAGAUAACGAGCUACUUAAAAACCUCAAACAUUACGUUAGAAGAUGAAAUAGAAAUGCUAAAUUUAAGUACCCCGGAAGCGAACAACGCGCGCACAGCAUCGCUGCGCAUAUGGGGCGUGCGCAAGGAGGCGGGCGCUCUACGCGCGGCGCUGUCGCGGCUGGCCGCCACGCGCGUGCGAGCCGACCGCCUGCGCCUGCUCAACGCGCCCGUACACUUCAAUAUGCAUCCUGCGCUCAGUUUACAUGCUCUGAUAGUCAACCAGCGCCCAGAGGUGUGGGAAGGCUCAGAAUUCAUCCUGAGCUGCAUGGCGUACGGCUCGCCGGACAUCGUGUUCACUUGGUACAAGGAUGGAGUGCAGGUGAACUUCAAUGGCACCACUAGGGAUAUUUGGACGCGAACAGUAGCAGAGGAUGCCCUAGGCAGGCGUAUGUCAGUGCUAGGAGUGUCAGAGGCUAAGAGACCUGACGGCGGCAAGUGGUCCUGCGCAGCCGAAGACACGGGGCGGAGGCGAUGUCGCGCGCUGCGAUUGGCUGUGCUCCGGCCGCCUGAUAUACGACUUGUGCCCUCCGCCUUAACUGUCAAUAAGGGCGACAACGUAAGCAUCACAUGCCUGGCGGGUGCUGGCCGAGUCCAUGGAGUGUUGGGGUUCAGCUGGGCCAGGGAGAGGACCUUGCUGCGUCUGGCGCCUGGAAGGGAGGUCUGGGAAGAUCUGUACCCCGCCGGCAGUGUACUCAAGCUUUAUAACGUCCAGAAAUCUGGUGAAUUUCGGUGUCAAGUGUCUUCAGUAGCGGGUACCAACGCGAAGGGGGUAACAAUGUGGGCUUUGGGGCCUAACGACGAGGCCUGCCAAGCGGAGGCCUCACACGGCCUGCGGUGGCCUAAGACCGCUCCCGGGGCCCACGCUUCUGCCACGUGUCCGCCAGGACAUAGUGGAGAGUCUACUAGAUUCUGUGAACCAAAGACGGGCCAGCAUGGUGUCAAGUGGAUGUCGCCUGACUUCUCGGGAUGCAUUGCCGAUUCUCUGAAGGACAUAUAUGAACAGUUCACUAGAAUCUCCUACGGCUACUCAUGGGCCAAUGUCUCCCACGUGGCGCACCAAUAUGGCGCUGUUCUGCGCUCCCUCCCCGCGCACCCCGGAGAGGGGUCCCUCCCCCUCCGACACUCCCAGGACAUGCUCGCCUACCUGCUCUCCGCUGCCGGGAAACCCAGGGAUAGGGUGGAGAGCGUCGAACAUCUGUUGAAGAUAUACGAUACCUUGCUCAAGCAUCCCGACGCUUUUUUGGAUGAGGAGAAAGUAUACGAGCUCCAAAACGCGGUAGCAGACACGGCGGGAAUGAAGGAUCACUUAGACAUUCACCUCCACGAGUUUUCAGUCAAGACAAAGCCGGCCAGAGACGACCACGCCGCACACUUCUCCUUGCAAACCACCUCUCUAGGACCUGAGGAGUGGGUCUUGGCUUCGGCCGGAGUGGAACUCCUUGGAAGAACCGGCAAUGCGUCUGUAGUCGCUGUACAAUACCAUAAUUUAGCUACUAGACUGCCGUCCCUGAGAAGGUCUAUUGAGUUUAAUGACUCGUCUUCCAGGAACGGGCGCGAGACGGAGUACCUGCUGGCGUCCAGGCAGGUGCAGACCUGGGCUAGUGGUGGUGUGGACACCUCUGUGCAACAUACCGUCACGCUGCUAUUCACGCAUGUCAAGAAUUAUACUGCUGUUGCGUCCAAGCUAGCGUGUGGGCUGCGCACGCGUUCGAACCCUAGAGCUUGGAGCACGAAGGCGUGUGAAGUGCGAGUGCCGGAGCCGACACACGUGGCGUGCAGGUGCCGGGGGCUGGGCACCUACGCCCUCUUCACCGUCGCUAGGUCUACCCUCACGGACGCAGAGAAAGACCUGCGUGGCAUAGUGAAGAUCACCGUGGGUCUGGGCGGCGCGAUGUGCCUGGCGGCGGCAGCGCUGCAGCUGCUAGCGCUGGUGCCGGGCCGCAAGCCCAGGUUGCCUGUACUGUUGAAGGUGGCCACCGCGGGCACGCACUCCGCCGCCAUGUUGGCUCUACUCGAGUGUGAUACGCGACAGGAGGAGGCGUGCCCCGGCGCACUAGGCUGGGUGUGCGCAGCGUGCUGGUGCGCAGGGUGCGCGGCGCUGUGUGCGCAGCCGCUACUGCUGCAGGCUGAGCUAGCGGGCCGCGCGCAGCGGGCGCCCUCGGUAGGCUUGCUCGCAGGCGUGUGCACGCUGUCGUGGCUGUCGGCGCGGCUGUGGGGCGGCGCGCCGCUGCAGCUGGGCGCGGCGGCGCAGGCCGUGUGCGCGGCGGGCUGCGCGCUGCUGGCGGCGCUGUGCCUGGCGCUGGCCGCCUGCGCCGCCGCGCGCCUCAGGACCAUCACGCACAAGGUGCCCGCCGAGAGGAGGAACUACCUCAACGACAGGUGUCGCGUAGUCCGGCACACGCUGGUGCUGCUGGUGACGACGUCGGCGGCGCAGGCGGCGGGCGUGGCGUACGCGCAGCCGGGGGAGCGGCAGCUGGCGCACGUGGCCGUGCUCGCUGUCGCCGCGCUGGCCAAUGGUUUAGCAAUGCUGAUAUGCUACGUGAUCCGAGACGACGAGUGCCUGCAGUCGGCCAGGAGGGUCCUCUCACUCUCCUCCAAAGACUGGCACGAGUCGCCCGCGGGGGAUACCUCUCUUAGUUUGUACAUAAAGCAAGGGGGUGAAGUAGAGAGCAGAGGAGGCGUGCUAGAGUCGUCCUCCUCCCACGUAUCCCCCAUAGCGUCGUACUGGCGCGCGCCCGGGCUGGAGAGCCCCGCUAGAAUACAAAGAAGGCUAUCAACCCCAGACAGCAGAGCAGACAUAGUUCGUUGCGUGGAAUACAAGGACUCCAUCCUGAGUCCGCACCGCUACGAGGCGCGGCACGUGACCACGACUCACGCGGUUUGCGACCUUAUCCCUCAUAAUGUGCACACUAACCCGCAGCCCGAGUACAUGGCUCGGGUAUGUCUGGAGCUAGGAGUCCUCAACACCCCUCCCACCAGGCACCCCCUGCCCGCAACAUCCCCCGCCCCCCUCCUCACCUGCUCAGUAGACUUCGAGCCCUACGACAAACGCUUCGACACCGCCAAAGAAAACUGCUCCAUAUGCGUCCAGUCCAACCCAGACGUAUCCAAAAUCCCCUCCCCGCCCAUCAAGAGCUGUCUAAAGAAAACCAAAGCGGACUUCACCUCAAGCACAUCCCUACCGUCCAUGGAGGUCAUCAAAGAUGAACCCAAGUCCAAAUCUGACAUAGACCAAGUGAACCGGGAGUGGAAGAAAGCGUACGACUCCCCGGCGGAGACGGACAAGAUGCUCAACAAGAUAUCCAGCGAUUUGGAUUUUCUCUUAAACAGGACUCAGGAUCCUAGUAAAAAUAUACUAGACCAGAUAGAGGAGGCCCCGACUUAGAGAAGUGGUUAGGUUAGAGUUGUAAGCGAAUGAAUAACAUGGAAACAGGGGUGCAACAAGCCAGUUAGAUAAAUAAAUUUUGUAAAUAUAAAAAGUUUUAUAAUAACUUAUAAAUUGUAUCAAACUCGCUCUGUUGAUAUUUUUAUCUAUAAUUUCUUUUUCGAACACUAUCGUACUUGUUGUGUUGUAUUACAUUAAAACAAUCAAAGUAGUCGAAUAUGUGUGUAUGCACAAUAGAUGCGUAAUGUUAAUUUUAACAGAUUGUGAUAACCUCAAAUACUUAAAGAUAUUCUAAAUUAUAAAAUAAAUAUUUAGGAAAUUGUGAUAUUAAGUUUAUGCCAUGGACGACGUCGUCCAUGCUUCUGAGUUACCUGAAGCUAACCAAAACGUUACUUUAGUACCUAAGUUUUAAUUUACAAUUUUGUUAAAUUAGUAACAUUAUUUUUUUAUAUAAUUUAGAAACAUCCCACCCUUCGAAGUAUUCUCCACACACUUAAAUUAAGUUAAACUUCAACAUUAGUAAAUUUCAAUUGUUAAAUGUAAUUGUAAAUAUGAAACUGUACAUAUGUUUAAAUAAGGUGAAUUCUGAACGAAUUAUAUUUUAUGUUAAAUCGGGUACAAUAUAUUUUUAUUUACAGUAAAUUUUUUACAAUUGAA